CGUCCGCGGAGUCGCGUGCGGGGGUUAGUUACUGCGCUGCAGAGCCUCCGGACGGCGCUCUGCUGCGGUCGUCGUACCUCUCCGAGCGACUCGGUGUGUCAGUCAGUCUGUCGCCGGCGCCGCGCACGAACAAUGGUGGGCUGGGAAUGCGCGCCUCGCGCCGGCGGAGUCUGACGGAGCUCGCGCGUCGGGCGACGGACGGGGGGGAGCAGCGGCGCGCGGGACGGGAGGGAGCCCCCCGGCUGGCACUUGGGGCGACAUGGAAAACCCGAGCGAGAACCCGAGCAAGGCUGCGGAGUACCUGAACGAGCUGAACAAGAUCAUCGACACGCAGCAGGAGUUACUGGAGAAGCAGAGGAGUCGCAUCGAGGAGCUCGAGCAGCAAGUGGCCAAGCUGUGCGAGGAGAACGCGUGUCUGCUGGAGCAGCACGAGCGGCACCUGGCCAGCUGCAGGCUGCAGCACGGCAACGGCCCCGGCGCGCUCCGGGCCAUCCAGGAGAACGUGAUCCACGAGAAGUCUGAAUGUGAAGGCUCAAGAAUGGUCAGGCGACACGCCUCUCUCCCCAUCGAUGUCACUGAGAACCACAGCGCCAUCCUUUCCUCCAUGUGCAGGAGGAACUACCCCUGCCGCAAGUGGAAGUCUGCCUCUUUCGGCGUGGAAGGCGAUGUUCCAGGUGGUGAGGUGGGCCCCUCUGUAGACAGCGGCUAUGGCCGGGGCCCCGUGACACACACCUCCGCCCUCAGCCCGGACCGCUUUGACGGCCCGCUCUACGCGUACCCGGGUGCCAGCGGCCAACAGCGGCCACGCCACCCCAAGCUCCAACACUCCCAGUCCAUUCUGCGCAAGCAGGCCGAGGAGGAGGCCAUCAAGCGCUCCCGCUCGCUGUCCGAGAGCUACGAGCUCUCCACGGACCUGCAGGACAAGCAGGUUGAGAUGCUCGAGCGUAAGUAUGGGGGGCGUUUCAUAACCCGCCAUGCUGCUCGCACCAUCCAGACUGCAUUCCGCCAGUACCAGAUGAACAAGAAUUUUGAACGGCUUCGUAGUUCUAUGUCGGAGAACCGCAUGUCUCGGCGGAUCGUCCUGUCCAAUAUGAGAAUGCAGUUUUCCUUUGAAGGACCCGAAAAAGUCCACAGCUCGUACUUUGAGGGCAAGCAAGUCUCCUUGAGGGAUGAUGGCUCUGAAAUGGGGGCUCUGGCGCCAUCUGAGCGGGGGGACAUGGUGGUUCCUGCGAACUUGAAGACCCCCGAGGCGCAGAGUGACUUUUCGGACGCCAUAACCGAGCUGGAGGACGCUUUUUCCAGGCAGGUAAAGUCGCUGGCGGAGUCCAUCGACGACGCCCUGAACUGCCGCAGUCUUCAUGGAGAGGAGGAACAGGUCGAGCAGGUCAGGGGUCACCCGGAUCUGGAGAGGGAAGUGGCCUACCAGGUAAAGCCCUCUCACAGUGCAGAUCAUCAGCAGCUGGAUGAAAUGACAGCCUCCUAUAGUGAUGUGACCCUCUAUAUCGACGAGGAGGAGCUCUCUCCCCCCCUUCCGCUUUCCCAGUCGGUAGAGCGGCCCUCCAGCACCGAGUCGGACCUGCGUCUCCGCUCUAAGGAGUGCUGGUCUUUGGUACACAAGGAUGACAGGGGCGACACGGACACCAGCUGCCGCAGCACCCCGUCUCUGGAGUGCCAGGAGCAGAGACUCCGGGUGGAACACCUGCCGCUGUUGACCAUAGAGCCACCUAGCGACAGCUCAGCGGAGCUUAGCGACCGCUCCGACCGCGGUUCAGUAAAGAGGCAGAGUGCGUACGAGCGAACCAUGGUAGGCCCACAGGGCAGCCCCAAGCACGUGAGCCACGUGCUUCCACAGCGCAUCCCCUCGCGGGACGAAGACCUGCCGCGGCACCGGCCCCGACCCCUGGAAGCCCACCUGGCCCUCAACGGCACCGCUAACCGGCAAAGCAAGUCCGAGUCCGACUUCUCCGAUGGGGACAACGACAGCGUCAACAGCACGUCCAACUCCAACGACACCAUCAACUGCAGCUCCGAGUCAUCGUCUCGCGACAGCUUGCGGGAACAGACCCUCAGCAAGCAGACCUACCAUAAGGAGACACGCAACAGCUGGGACUCACCCGCCUUCAGCAACGACGUCAUCCGCAAGAGGCACUACCGCAUCGGCCUCAACCUCUUCAACAAGAAGCCGGAGAAGGGCAUCCAGUACCUGACGGAGAGGGGAUUCGUUCCCGACACACCUGUGGGCGUGGCUCACUUCCUUCUUCAGAGGAAGGGCUUAAGCCGACAGAUGAUUGGAGAGUUUCUGGGAAACCGUCAGAAGCAGUUCAACAGAGAUGUCUUAGACUGUGUGGUGGACGAGAUGGAUUUCUCAGGAAUGGAGCUGGAUGAGGCCCUCAGGAAGUUCCAGGCCCAUAUUCGAGUUCAGGGGGAGGCCCAAAAGGUGGAACGUCUCAUAGAGGCUUUCAGCCAGCGGUACUGCAUCUGCAACCCAUCAGUGGUGCGGCAGUUCAGAAACCCAGAUACCAUCUUCAUCCUGGCCUUCGCCAUAAUCCUCCUCAACACCGACAUGUACAGCCCCAACGUCAAACCGGAGCGCAAAAUGAAGCUGGAGGACUUUGUCAAGAACCUAAGAGGAGUGGACGAUGGCGAGGACAUCCCACGGGAAAUGCUGAUUGGGAUCUAUGAAAGGAUCCAGAAGCGGGAGCUGAAGACCAAUGAGGACCACGUGUCCCAAGUGCAGAAGGUGGAGAAGCUCAUAGUGGGCAAGAAGCCGAUUGGAUCUCUGCAUCACGGCCUUGGAUGCGUGCUGUCUUUGCCCCACCGCAGACUGGUCUGCUACUGCAGGCUUUUCGAGGUGCCGGACCCCAACAAGCUGCAGAAGCUCGGCCUACAUCAGAGGGAGAUCUUCCUCUUCAACGACCUUCUCGUGGUAACCAAGAUCUUCCAGAAAAAGAAGAACUCGGUAACAUACAGCUUCCGACAGUCUUUCUCCCUGUAUGGGAUGCAGGUGCUUCUCUUUGAGAACCAGUACUACCCCAACGGAAUAAGGCUUACCUCAGCUGUCCCUGGAUCAGACGUGAAAGUCCUCAUCAACUUCAACGCCCCCAAUCCCCAGGAUCGCAAGAAGUUCACGGAUGACUUGCGGGAGUCCAUUGCAGAGGUCCAGGAGAUGGAGAAGUACAGAAUAGAGUCGGAGCUGGAAAAGCAGAAGGGUGUGGUCCGGCCCAGCAUGUCCCAGAGCUCAGGCCUCAAGAAGGAAUCGGGCAAUGGGAACAUGAGUCGUGGCAGCCUGGAUGACACCUACGCCAUGGGUGAAGGCCUGAAAAGGAGCGCCCUCAGCAGCUCUCUGCGGGACCUCUCAGAAGCAGGCAAGCGAGGGCGCCGCAGCAGUGCAGGAUCACUAGACAGCAAUAUGGAAGGCUCCAUCAUUAACAGUCCCCACGUGCGCCAGAGAGCCGUGUCCUCCCGGGACGGCGCGCCGCGCGGCCACCCGUCCGUCCCCAACCCCUCGUCUUCGCUCCUGGGGACGCUCUUCGGCAGCCGACGGGGGAAGCCUCCCUCCUCCUCGUCACACGGCCACUCGCAUCACGCCGGGCUCCAGCCUCCCACCCUGAUCUCUCACACACCGCACCACAGCAGCCAGGCAGAGUCCCACUCCCACCACCCCCAGUUCUGCCAUGCUCAGAAGCCCCCGCCCUACCACCACCACCAUCACUACCACCCCCCUCACCAGUACCACCAGCACCCGCCCUAUGUCCCUCACACGCACGUCCAGCACAGCCACGGCGCCCACUCCCAGCAUGCACCUCACCACCACAGCCAGCUGUCAGGCCCCAUACCAACAGGGGGCAGCAAAGCCAAACACAGUGGCAUCAGUACCGUGGUGUAAGGCCCUGCAGAGAGG
Molecule: messenger RNA, 3901 nt
Organism: Scleropages formosus (Asian bonytongue)
Lineage: Eukaryota; Metazoa; Chordata; Actinopteri; Osteoglossiformes; Osteoglossidae
Gene: iqsec1a
Product: IQ motif and Sec7 domain ArfGEF 1a
Exons: 16
Coding region: 260-3886 (1208 amino acids)
Biological process (GO): actin cytoskeleton organization; regulation of ARF protein signal transduction
Molecular function (GO): guanyl-nucleotide exchange factor activity
Source: RefSeq, a predicted model, not a curated record